This is a messenger RNA of Cynocephalus volans (Philippine flying lemur), 2673 nucleotides long. RefSeq names its product SP110 nuclear body protein (gene SP110). The transcript has 25 exons. Gene Ontology annotation, molecular function: DNA binding; DNA-binding transcription factor activity, RNA polymerase II-specific. Bases 74 to 2164 code for a protein of 696 amino acids. The record is from RefSeq and is a predicted model, not a curated record. Gene Ontology annotation, cellular component: nucleus. Lineage: Eukaryota; Metazoa; Chordata; Mammalia; Dermoptera; Cynocephalidae. Gene Ontology annotation, biological process: regulation of transcription by RNA polymerase II.
CGGAGCCGUCCCCCCGGCCCAGUCCCCGGACCCCGGACAGGGGCACGGACGGGCCGCCAAGUCCGCACCCAGGAUGUUCCCCAUGACCAGAGCCUUGGAAGAGGCUCUUCUUCAGCACUUCAUAUACCAGAAGCUGGAGAUCGCCUAUGCCAUACACAAGCCAUUUCCCUUCUUUGAAGGCCUCCUAGACAACUCCCUCAUCACCGAGAGGAUGUACAGGGAAUCUCUGGAAGCCUGUAGAAAUUUGGUCCCUGUAUCCAGAGUGGUGCACAACAUUCUCACCAAACUGGAGAAAACUUUUAAUCUGUCACUUCUGACGACAUUGUUCAGCCAAAUUAACCUGCAUGAAUAUCCCAAUCUGAAGACAAUUCUCAGAAGCUUCAGAAGAGUUGGCACUUCCUAUGGACAGUGGAGCAGAACCGCAGCCGACCCAGCAGAAGGGAGCUCCCUCCAGCCCCUGUCGCUGCUGCCCGCACCUCCACCCUCCCCUCCCAGCCGUCCCCCCUGUGCGCCCGGCGUCAGUGAGCCUGGAGCAUCCUCGCAGCAAAGCAAUGAGACCCUGGGCGAACCGCCCAGCCCUUCGGACCCUGUCACUCCUCUCCCUGGACUCGUCCAGGAAAGAAGGAGCUCUGCAGUGACCAAUGACAACUUAACACCCAAAGUAAAUGAGGAAAGAGACUCACAAGAGGUGCCCAGCCCUCCCGCUGGCACUGUGCAAGUGACCAAUGACAACUUAACACCCAAAGUAAAUGAGGAAGGAGACUUGCAAGAGGUGCCCGGCCCUCCCGCUGGCCCCAUGCAAGUGCCCAGUGACAACAAGACCCCCCAAGUGAAAGAUAAAGAAGACCCUCCAGAGAUGUCCCAUGCGCCCUCAGGCCCUAUGCCAGUGACAAGCGAUGAUUCUCCAGAGCCAAAUGAUUCAGAAGAGCACCAGGAGACAUCCACCCCACCUCUAAACAAGAAAGGAAGGAAAAGAAAAAGAUGUAUCUGGUCAACUCCAAAACGGAGACGUCAGAAAAAAAGCUUCCCGAGAGGGGCAGCCUUACCUAGGCAUGGAAUCCAAGAGAAGCUCCAGGCGGUGGAUCAGGUGACUCAAAGGAAGGACGACUCAACCUGGAACUUGGCGGUGACAAGGGCCCAAAAGGCAAGAACUGAAAAUGCUCACAGGUCCAGAUCAGAGGGUCCCGUGGAUGAUCAAGUCUGUUUGGGAAAAUCUCCUGGGGAAAAGCAAAAGAAGAGGAAAAGAGAUGGCAGGUCAAGUUCAACAAGAAAACAGAAAAAAAGGCUCCUGAGAGGACCCGUGGAUGAUCAAGUCUGUUUGGGAAAAUCUCCUGGGGAAAAGCAAAAGAAGAGGAAAAGAGAUGGCAGGUCAAGUUCAACAAGAAAACAGAAAAAAAGGCUCCUGAGAGGUCCUGUGGAUGAUCAAGUCUGUUUGGGAGAAUCUCCUGGGGAAAAGCAAAAGAAGAGGAAAAGAGAUGGCAGGUCAAGUUCAACAAGAAAACAGAAAAAAAGGCUCCUGAGAGGUCCCGUGGAUGAUCAAGUCUGUUUGGGAAAAUCUCCUGGGGAAAAGCAAAAGAAGAGGAAAAGAGAUGGCAGGUCAAGUUCAACAAGAAAACAGGAAAAGAGGCUCCUGAGAGGUCCCGUGGAUGAUCAAGUCUGUUUGGGAAAAUCUCCUGGGGAAAAGCAAAAGAAGAGGAAAAGAGAUGGCAGGUCUAGUUCAACAAGAAAACAGAAAAAAAGGCUCCUGAGAGGUCCCGUGGAUGAUCAAGUCUGUUUGGGAGAAUCUCCUGGGGAAAAGCAAAAGAAGAGGAAAAGAGAUGGCAGGUCUAGUUCAACAAGAAAACAGAAAGAAAGGCUCCUGAGAGAAAAACCCAAAGAGGACACUCUGGAUUUUCUGUCCCCUAUACUUCCUGUGACCUGUGGUGAGGCGAAAGGCAUUUUAUAUAAGAAGAAAAUGGAACAGGGAUCUUCAGAGAAGUGCAUUCAAAAUGAGGAGGGAGUUUGGUUCACACCCAAAGAAUUUGAGAUAGAAGGAAAAGGAAGAAACACAAAGAACUGGAAGCGGAGCUUGCGUUGUAGAGAAAAGACCCUAGGAGAGCUGCAGAAGGAAGGACUUUUGCUCUGUCCUCCCAGAGUAAAUCUCAAGAGGGAGGUAAAUAGGUGAAUUUCUACCACAUUCCCAGUCUCCAUGUUGCAGACUCCCCAUGACUGAAGGCCUGCCUUAGAGUCCCUGAGUUUCCCGGCUCUGAGUGACCUUCACAUUGGGGCAUGGUGUUUUCACCCCAGCUGCUUUAGCACACCGUUACAUGUACGUGCUGUCAUUAUCUUCAUAGUUAAGGUGGGAUGAGGAAGCAAAUGACUCUUUAAAAUAAAAAUCAGGACAAAAGCUGAUGAUGUCCAUGUGUCCUAGAAAAAGAUCAGGAUAUUUGGAUGACUACAAACCAAAGGUGUCAGAAAUAGAAUGCUCUAGUUUGAGAAGCAAAUAUGGCAUUGAAAUAGACGGGAACCGUAUGUGAAAGGGCAAGAAGAUCGUCCACGAUUGAACACCAAGCAUUGCUCAAUGCUCCGUGCUUUUAUUAGGAGCACCAGGAUGAAAUAGAGCCUCCCUGCAGGUGAAAGUGACAGUCAUCCUUUGGCUGCACUAACUCCUCCUCCUCGACCCUCUUCACUUGC